ACACAACGAACGUCCCCGCGUCUUUCCGCAGGCGCGUUUCCCUCCCUUCACGUUGGCGCCCUCACCCCGCAUCGUCUCGUAUCUCGCCAGAAAAGGGCGCAUGUCCAUGGCCCUCGUCCCUUCAACCGCCAACGACAAGUAUCCCCCGUACGAUGAGGAUAAAUUCCCCUUCGUCGAGCCACCGCCAGUGGUAAUCACCCCUUGUGAUCCCUGGCCGCCGCCAUACUAUUUGGAGGGCGGGCUACGCAAGGUGAAGCCCUACCACUUCACCUACAACACCUUCUGCAAGCAACGAUGGCGUGGGAGGGAGCUUCUCGACAUCUUCGCCUCGGAAUUCCGAGAUAGGCCCCUUGAAUACUAUGAGAAAGCCAUCAUCGAAGGACGCGUAACCCUCAACGGAAAGCCUGUCCCGUCCACCAGUACAAUCGUGAAAAACGGCGACUGCAUUUCGCACACGCUGCACCGCCACGAGCCGCCUGUCACCGCAAAACCCAUCGGCAUUGUACACGAAGAUGAUGAUCUCAUCGUUAUCGACAAACCGGCGGGCGUACCAGUUCAUCCUGCCGGCCGCUACAACUUCAACUCGAUUGUUUCCAUAAUGCGCGCUGACAGGGGAUAUGAUUGGAAUCCGUUGCCCUGCAAUCGACUGGACCGGUUAACCAGUGGAAUCAUGUUUAUCGGAAAGCAUAGACAAGCGGCCGAAGACAUGAGUGCGCAAAUCCGAGGCAGGACGGUCAAGAAGGAAUAUAUCACCAGGGUGGUAGGAGAAUUCCCAGAAGGCGAAGUCGUCUGCGAAAAGCCCAUUCUGCAGAUUAGCCCAAAGUUGGGCCUGAAUCGUGUGAGGGCGAAUGGGAAGGAGGCAAAAACUGUCUUCAAGCGCAUGGCAUACUACCCACCAAAAAACGACAACGCAGCCGAAGCAGCGAAGAGCGAGCAACACGAAGGGAUGGAGUGGAAAAGCAAAAAGGGAUAUUCCAUUGUACGCUGCUUCCCAAUCACAGGCCGUACCCAUCAACUGCGUGUUCACCUCCAGUACUUGGGCCACCCAAUCGCAAACGAUCCCAUCUAUGCAAAUCAGCGCGUGUUCGGGCCAUCGCUCGGAAAAGGCCAGUCGGAUGAAGAGAACGACGAAGACAUCAUGUCGCGUCUGUCGCGUAUGGGUAAGGAUGAGGUGGCGGAUGCGGUGGCAUAUCACGACGAAAUGGUUGACCAGUACAACAAGCGCAAGGCGGAGAAGCUAACCGGGGAGACUUGCGAAGUAUGCGACACACCCUUAUACAGCGACCCUGGGGUUCACGAACUCGGUAUAUUCCUGCACGCGAGAAGAUACCAUUGUGGUGAAGGCAAAUGGGACUAUGAAACUGGUCUACCCGAGUGGGCCCUGCCGCCUCCAGACGUGGAGGGACCAACCGUGGCGACGGAGGAGUCAGACCCGCUUGCCGUCGAUCUGCAAAAAUUGGAGUUAGAAGAUUCACAGGCGCGCGAAGGCACGGUACACGAGCAUGAAGCGCCCAUGGCGGCCAGCGCAACCGCAUAACAUAUGAUUCGAGGCGAA
Messenger RNA from Westerdykella ornata, 1555 nucleotides. Its product is annotated as DRAP deaminase. Gene Ontology annotation, biological process: pseudouridine synthesis. The transcript is spliced from 2 exons. The coding region runs from base 101 to 1537 and encodes 478 amino acids. Gene Ontology annotation, molecular function: pseudouridine synthase activity; RNA binding. NCBI's taxonomy places the organism in Eukaryota, Fungi, Ascomycota, Dothideomycetes, Pleosporales, Sporormiaceae. The record is from RefSeq and is a predicted model, not a curated record.